UGCACUACCUUCCUUUUAUGGAAAGUUCCACUGAUCAUGGCGUUUCAGGAAUAAGUUUAAAGAUGGUAGCUUUUCUGGGGUAUCAUUUUUUACGGACAGAGGAGAUCAAUUAAUGCUACUCUGCAACUGUAAAUACCAUCACCCAACCUACCCUUUCCUGCCUUUUCGAGAGCCGAAAAACCUGUACAUUUUAUGGCGCCAUUUUUACCGAAACACGGUAAAAAAAUUUUUGUAAUGGGCCUGAAUUCUGAUAAGUUUGCAUGUUUUCGGCUUUUGCACUACCUUGAGAUUCUUUUCUUGAAAUGAAGCUGGAAAACAGGAUAUUGAAGCCGAUCACAAGCUCUAGGAAACCAGGUUCAUGUUCGAGGAUUCAUUACAAUGUUCAAUUUUCAAUAGCACUGCCGGUCUCCUUAAUAAUGACAUAUUUGAGAAAUAAAAUGAUGAAGAUACUUGGUGUUUUCUAUGAUGAAGGGUCAUCUUCUGAUUAAUAGAGCGAGAAUUUGAGCAGGCCGAGACAGUAAUUGAAAGUUAAUGUAACUCGAUGAAGUCUAUUUGGGGUUUUCUCAAGCUUAGAACCCUAAUUUUGUUUACUGUUGUUCUAUCAUUUAUCUCUGAAGUCCAUGCUCGCAUUACAAGUAAUGAUGUUUAUGAAGGCCAACAACUGAUUAGAAGCUCAAGACACUUAGACUCCCUUCUUCAGGGUCAUGCCUAUAAGGCCUUCAUCCAUCCACACACUGGUGUUAUUUAUGGAGCUUCUGUUCCCUCAAAUAUGACUGGCAUUGAGCUCAGAGUUGUGAGGCUUCGGAGUGGGAGCAUGAGGGUGAGAGGCCUCGGAUAUAGAGAGUUUUCGAUCCCACGAGGAGUUAUAGAGACACCUUACGUGAAGAGGCUUGCAUUGGUUUAUCAAAAUCUUAGCAACUGGUCUUCGUAUUAUUAUGACGUGCCGGGUUAUUCUUUUAUCACCCCAGUUUUGGGUCUUCUCGGUUACAAUGCUUUGAAUCUCUCAGCAACCAAUUUACCAGAGCUUAGUUUACGAGCAAGCAUGAAACCCAUUUCGAUCAAUUUCAGUGGGAUGAUAGUGCCCAGGGGAGCCCAGGCCAAGUGUGUCCAGUUCCAUUUAAAUGGGUCAAUUGAACUUAGUGAUAUGGUUUUGCCCAAUGUUUGCUAUACUUCAACUCAAGGCCACUUUGCUGUGAUUAUUGAAUCGAAAACUCCAUCCUUAUCUCCAUCUCCUGAAUCGAGUCCACAACCGAUCCAUAAAAAGAAGGAUCAUUUGAGAGCGUGGAAAAUUGCAGUUGGUUCAGUGGUUGCAGGGGUAGCUGGGUUGGGUUUGUUGGGUCUAAUUGCAUAUGUGUUCUUGCGAUAUAGAAAGAGAUCGAAUUUGGUUAAUAUGGAAAAGCAGGCUAUUGAAGGGGAGAAUUUGCGUAUCGAGGAGGUGGGGAAUAUGAGAGCACCUGUGGCGGCUGAGAUCCGAACAAGACCGGCUUUGGAGAAUGAAGAUUUUCAGUGAAAUUGCUGAUGUAUUUUUGGUGGGGUUUCCUUGUUUAUUUCAUUUAUUUGAAUUGUUUUGAUUAUCACUUCCCAACUUAGGUUUUAGAAGAAUUCUUUUCAAAUCAUUAAAGGAAGGGUUGGAAUGGAGGAGACUAAGAGAUGGCUCUUUUGUUUUUUGAGUAUGGGUAUAGACCUUCCAUUCAAAAAAAGCAACAGAUUUUGUGCAUUUAUUUAGUGUCUUUGGGAGAUUGUAG
Molecule: messenger RNA, 1745 nt
Organism: Amborella trichopoda
Lineage: Eukaryota; Viridiplantae; Streptophyta; Magnoliopsida; Amborellales; Amborellaceae
Cellular component (GO): membrane
Source: RefSeq, a predicted model, not a curated record